AUGAUUAAAGAUAACAACGAAAUUAUUCCACUAAUGGGCAAGAAAACAAAUCCAUCUGGUAUUCCCCCUUCAAACCAGCAAGAGAAAAAGCCAACUGAAAGCACUCCGACAAAGAAAAGUUCACACUUUUUUCUGGAGAUUGAUGGUUUUGAAAGCAAUGCAACUCCAAAUAAUACGUCUCCCCCUGUGUUUUCAAAACCAAUGGAUUCAAAUAUUCGUCCAUGUGCAUCUGGAAAUGGGGAGGAUAUGGAUUCCCCACAGUCUCUUCAGGAUGAUGCGACUGAAUACAGCCCUAAUGUAGACAGUUGUUGUGCUAACAUAUCACAAGGACCUGAGCAGACUAGUGCCCGGAAGAAGUUGAAAAGGUACAUAUUUCGGGCAGUAUCGGAGGGGAAUAUAGAAGAAUUGCAAUGUCUGCUCGCAGAGCUGAAGGAAAGAUCAAAUGCGUGUACAAACAUGACUGCGCCAGAUUAUCUGAUGAAAAAAUUCACAGCUUCAGAUACUGGCAAAACUUGUCUGAUGAAAGCUCUGCUGAACAUCAACCAAAACACAAAUGAGAUAGUGAAUACACUACUAUCCUUUGCAGAAGAAAAUGGUAUUUUGGAGAGAUUUAUCAAUGCAGCAUACACAGAGGAGGCAUAUAAAGGCCAGACAGCUCUAAAUAUUGCCAUCGAAAGAAGACAAUAUGAAAUAACUCAGAGCCUUAUUGAAAAAGGAGCUGAUGUCAAUGCUCGCGCCCAGGGUAUUUUCUUUAAUCCCAAACAUAAGCAUGAAGGCUUUUAUUUUGGUGAAACUGCACUGGCGUUAGCUGCAUGUACCAAUCAACCAGACAUAAUUCAACUGUUAAUGGACAAUACCAGGACUAAUAUUACUUCUCAGGAUUCCAGAGGAAACAAUAUCCUCCAUGCAUUAGUUACUGUGGCAGAGGACUUUAAAACCCAGAAUGACUUUGUAAUCAGAAUGUAUGAUAUGAUUUUGUUGAAAAGUAAAGACAGACAUUUGGAAACAACAAAGAAUAAGGAGGGUUUGACACCACUACAAUUAGCUGCAAAAACUGGGAAAUUAGAGAUUCUGAAAUACAUCCUGAGCAGAGAGAUAAGAGAUAAGCCUAACAGGAGCCUGUCAAGAAAAUUCACAGACUGGGCUUAUGGUCCUGUUCAAUCUUCUCUUUAUGAUCUGACAGAACUAGAUACCACCACAGACAAUUCAGUAUUGGAAAUUAUUGUCUAUAAUACAAAUAUUGGUAAUCGUCAUGAAAUGCUGACUUUGGAGCCUCUGAAUUCACUCCUGCGAAUGAAAUGGAAGAAGUUUGCACGACACAUGUUUUUUAUGUCAUGCUGGUUUUAUUUCCUAUACAAUGUGACAUUAACGUUAGUUUCCUACCACAGGCCUAAUGAAAAUGAAGCUCCACCUUAUCCACUAGCUCUAACACGUGGUGUGGGAUGGCUGCAGUUAUCAGGACAGGUGAUGGUUAUGUUAGGAGCAAUAUUUUUAGCCAUAAAAGAGAGUGUAGCCAUCUUUCUGCUUAGGCCCUCAGACCUGCAGUCAAUUCUCUCUGAUGCGUGGUUCCACUUUGCAUUUUUUAUACAAGCUUUGCUUGUGAUCUUCUCUGUCUUUUUGUACUUGUUUUCCUACAAAGAACACCUCGUGUGUCUUGUUUUGGCAAUGGCCCUAGGAUGGGCUAAUAUGCUCUAUUUCACCAGAGGUUUCCAGUCCAUGGGCAUUUACAGUGUUAUGAUUCAAAAGGUCAUCCUGCAAGAUGUGAUAAAAUUUUUAGUUGUCUAUAUCGUGUUUUUGCUGGGAUUUGGCGUAGCUCUUGCUGCAUUGAUUGAAACUUGCCAAGAUGGCAGCGAAUGCCAUUCCAACAGCAGUCUGGGACCUGUUCUGAUGGAUCUUUUUAAGCUCACCCUAGGACUGGGUGAUCUGGAGAUCCAGCAAAAUUCAAAGUAUCCUGUGCUAUUUCUUCUGCUCCUCAUAACUUAUGUUGUGUUGACCUUUGUUCUUCUGUUGAACAUGCUGAUUGCAUUAAUGGGAGAAACAGUGGAAGAUAUUUCUAAAGAGAGUGAGCACAUCUGGAAACUCCAGAGAGCCAGAACUAUUUUGGAAUUUGAAAAAUUCUUACCAAAAUGUUUGAGGAAAAAAUUCCAACUAGGAGAACGGUGUAAAGUGGCUGAAAAUGACACCAGGGUGUGCUUAAGGAUUAAUGAAGUGAAAUGGACCGAGUGGAAAACACAUGUUUCAUUUAUUAAUGAAGAUCCAGGGCCAACAGAUCCAAGCAAAGUUCAAGAUAAUUCAAGAACUAAUAGCAAAAACACCCUGAAUACGUUUGAAGAAAUGGAUGAUUUGCCUGAAACUUCUGUUUAG
Messenger RNA from Gavia stellata (red-throated loon), 2364 nucleotides. It is a transcript of the gene TRPV3, whose product is annotated as transient receptor potential cation channel subfamily V member 3. Gene Ontology annotation, cellular component: membrane. The record is from RefSeq and is a predicted model, not a curated record. Gene Ontology annotation, molecular function: calcium channel activity; protein binding. Gene Ontology annotation, biological process: calcium ion import across plasma membrane. Bases 1 to 2364 code for a protein of 787 amino acids. Lineage: Eukaryota; Metazoa; Chordata; Aves; Gaviiformes; Gaviidae. The transcript is spliced from 17 exons.